AUGCUUGGCUCAGGAAAUCACGUCUGCGGAAAUGUGUCGUUCGUAUUCUCUGGUGAACCUGCUAUGACAGCCCUCUGUCACUGUAUGGACUGCCAGAAAUGGAGCGGCAGCGCAUUUUCGUCCAAUGUAGCCGUUCCGACUGCGCAAUUCUCAGUCACGAAGGGCCUACCCAGAAACCCAGAAACCGGGCCCGAAUUGGAGUUUCUGGCAAAGAACAUCGUCUUUUCUUUUGUGGUGCCCGAAGGCAUGCCCGGGAUCACGCAGAUCAAGACCGGUAGUCUUCAGGAGACAAACAUACCGAUUGCAGCGGAGAUCUUUGUGACUAGACGUCGAGAGUAUGUGUCUCCGGUUGCGGGUGCUAUUCAAGCGAGCGAAAUGCUUUGA
Messenger RNA from Aspergillus terreus NIH2624, 384 nucleotides. RefSeq names its product GFA family protein. Gene Ontology annotation, molecular function: carbon-sulfur lyase activity. The transcript is spliced from 3 exons. Bases 1 to 384 code for a protein of 127 amino acids. The record is from RefSeq and is a predicted model, not a curated record. Lineage: Eukaryota; Fungi; Ascomycota; Eurotiomycetes; Eurotiales; Aspergillaceae.